Molecule: messenger RNA, 3300 nt
Organism: Sparassis crispa
Lineage: Eukaryota; Fungi; Basidiomycota; Agaricomycetes; Polyporales; Sparassidaceae
Product: Clamp-binding protein
Exons: 12
Coding region: 1-3300 (1099 amino acids)
Source: RefSeq, a predicted model, not a curated record
AUGGACCCGAUCUCGCUCGGCACCGUCUCGAGCGUGCUCGCCAAGGUCGCGACGGCCGUGCUCGACAAGAUCAACAAGCUGCAGGACAUCAACGCCCAGGAAACGCAGGCGACAAAGCGGUACAAGCGUGCGCUGACCGUGUACGCGCGCGACGCGCAGGACGUGACGGGCAAGCUGGAGGCGAUCGUGCACUACGGCAAUCAGGGGGCCGUGGCGGCGCUCAUGGACUCGCCCGGCGGGAACGUGGCAUUUAGCGACCUCCGCGCGGCGCUCGCCGACGCGGAUCAGCUGCUGAGCGCUCAGGAGGGCGCCGCGGACGCUCUCCAAGCGAAGGUGCGCGCGCGCGGGAGCGUCGAUCUCGCCGCUUUGCUGUCCGACGCCGAUAAGGAUUUCCAACGGUUCAACGAGGUCCUCGGCGAUGCGACGAUCAAGCUUGACGAGUCCCGCGGACAGAUCUUGCAACGGUUCAAGCAGUUCUCCGAUCUGUAUGAGAUCCAUGGUUCCGGGAGCGUCAGCCUUACGCUCUCCCCCCGCCCUGUGUCCCGCGCAGUGUCACCAAACCCACAGAGGAUGAGCCCGGGCACACCAUCCUUUGGCCGUAAGGCGCUGGAUGCGGUUCAAGCGGCGUGCUACAACAACCCGUUCAAUAUCCGUGUGGACGUGACCUUCGCGUUGGAGAUCGCGAAGGACCUGGUGUUGAUUCCGGGAUCGCGCGGAGAUCGCGGAGACGAUUACUCGUCGUCGGUGAAAGGCCUGGCGGUAGAGUGGGUUGAAGAUCAUGUUGGCGAUGGCGCGUUGCCCGACCUCGCUCGUACACAGCUCACCGUGCUGCAAAAUCUCUCGCUGGUGCUGAACAACGAGUUGACCGCCUUCCAGGCGGCAGGGGACGCGGGGCAGAAGAGCCAGCCUGAGGCGACGCGCUGUGCACACCUGGUGGAUAUGCGCAAUACGGUGCAGAAGGGCAUCAACCGCGAGACGAGCAAGCGGUUCUCACUCGCGUUCUGUGGCAUGGUCAAGGCAGGAAAAUCCCUUUUCUUGAAUGCACUCAUGGGCCAGAUGAUCCUCCCGUCUGAUGAGCUCCCGUCGACCGCGUGGCCCUGCCGCGUACAACACGUCAAGGACCAGCGCAUACCGAGCCUCGACAUCGAUGCGUAUUUCUUCCAAAAGCUCAUCAGCGAGCUCCAGAGGGCGCGGUUCGGGCUCAUGAUGGCGAAUUACCAGCCACCGCGUGACACGGAUCCGUUUUCGGCACUGCUCAACGACACCUCCAGUGACGCGGAUACCGCGUGCGACGACCGCGAUAUUGAUACCGCGACGGCGGAGGUGACUUCCGCGGACAGGCUGCGCGAGAUCUACCAUUUAUGGAUCGAUCUUCACCCAGCGACUCAGAAGAAUUUGCUCAAGUUCGAGAAGGAGGGGUAUCACAUCCCGGAGAGGGCGUCAGGCGAGGAACAUGUGAUGGACCUGCUUGGGCAGGUCAACGACGUGGUCAGACUUUGCUAUCGAUUCGGUGUGGAGGUGCCAAGGGACAAGAACGCGAACUGGCCCGUUUUGCGGAUAGAUUUCGAGGCGUUGCGCGACGAGACAUUCGAAGGGGAGUUUGAGUUCAUUGACCUCCCAGGAAUAGGCGAGCACGGUGACGUGCACUUCAAAUUCGAAGAUUUAGUACGAAGUGUCGCGAGCGAGGUCAACGCGGUCAUCCCGAUCGUGUCGUUUAAAGAGGUCUCCAAGGAGAGUUGGAGGAACGAGCUCCCGUCGAUAGUCAUGGCCGGCGUAGGGCACCCGCCGGACCUGGUACUCUGCACCCACCUCGACCAGGUCGCAAAAGACCGCGUCACCGAACAGAUCGCGAGCGUUACGAAAGCGUUUUGGCCCCAGAAUCCUGACACGAAGCGAGUCCUGUGUUGCGCAUCCCGCAUGGGCUUCAGUGCCCGUGCUGUCCUGCGAAUGUCGAAGAAGCGCAAGCCGGAGUUCAAGCAGAUCUGGGAGGAAAACACGCUUGAGUACGAGUGUGCGGAGAAGAUUCUUGGCGCACACGAGCCUGAGGUGACGUACAGGAAGAUGGACUUCGCACUGUGGAGGAAGGCGCUGGAUGACCUGCUGAAGAAGAGCAUGCUCGCGGAUACGAUCAAGCGACUCAUCACGGACAUGAUCGAGUCGUCGCGCCGGCGGGCUCUGAUAAACGAGAACAUACAGCUGCACAAGCAGCUGCACAAAGCGAUCAUUUACCAACGCCGGGUCCUGCUUCCGAUGCGUUGCUCUGUGGAAGAGCGCGAAGAAGCGUACGCGGAAUUUCAGGCGGUGAAGAGCCAAUACGAAGCGGUGCUGAAGGAAUGGUCGGCCGUCAGUGCGCGUAUGGAGCUGCAAUCGGAAAAGAAGCUGCAGGAUCGCUUCGCGAUCCUUCAACGCGAAUCAGAUAAUGUAGCGAAGCGGGCAGUCGAGGAUACUGCGAAUCAGACAGAAACGAACGCCCACGACGAGUUGGUGUUCCGCAACAUCGGUGCGGCUGAGCGAUUCUUGCACCAAGUACAGGCCGAACUCAGCAAGAAGCUGUCGACUUUGAAGCAAAAAUUCGUCAAGAACGUACGCAAUCUGGCAAAUCAUCUGCGCGCUGAACACUUCAAGACGCUGCAAAGCCGCAUCAGGAGCAACAUCGCAGACGAUAUGCAGCAGGAUCUAAGGGAGGAGAUCAUGGAUGAACUGGACGACCGCAGCUCCAACGUCGAGGCGCUCACGUUCCACAGCGUCCGGCGCAAGGUGAUGCACACCAUCGCUACACGACACAAUGCAGCAUCGGCAUACCAUGCCCUCCAGGAGGCGAUUGCGAAGCCGUUCUUGGGGCAGUCCCUGGUGCAUGAAUUCGAUCAUGACGGCGAUGAAGCAGAGGGGAUUGACGAGCUGGGAUUCAUGUUACGGGCGCCCAUUGCAGUGAUCGCGGCUGUCCCGUGGCUGCUCGGAGCAGGGAUAUGGCCCUUCAUGAAAAGGUCGGAGCAACAUGUGCUGGACCAAACCGCCUUCCUGGAGGAGUUGAAGAAGCAUGUUGUCCGUCCCUUCUCCGACGCUUUAAAGCAAGAAGGAAAAAGGACCUUGGAACAGAUGAUGUCAAAGAGCUUUGAGGCAGCCAAGGAUGCGGUAAAGGAUUCGCUCGCGAACGAGGAGAAGCGGUUUGAGAACGAACGCAGACAGGAUAAGAACAAGUAUUCAUCAGAAACAGUGGCAUCGGCCGUAAGCACAUUGCUCGAUUUUCUCGCAGCGGAAUCGGCACUGUCCAAGAUUCAAAGCCAUCUGAAGAACUUGUGA